Molecule: messenger RNA, 4827 nt
Organism: Myxocyprinus asiaticus (Chinese sucker)
Lineage: Eukaryota; Metazoa; Chordata; Actinopteri; Cypriniformes; Catostomidae
Product: calcium-dependent secretion activator 2-like
Exons: 30
Coding region: 228-4109 (1293 amino acids)
Biological process (GO): positive regulation of exocytosis; synaptic vesicle exocytosis; dense core granule exocytosis
Cellular component (GO): glutamatergic synapse
Source: RefSeq, a predicted model, not a curated record
GCGCUCAACUCACGAGAGAAAAUAAGAAUGAGCCUAAAUUCAACCGUCAACGAAUCGCUCGCGGUUUGACUCCGCCUUUAAAAGUCUCGACAUUGACACAUUUGACAUUCUCUCAGAGAAAAAAAAAAAAAAAAAAAAGAACUCCGUCGCCGAGGUAGUCAGAAACCUCUCUGGGUUUUCUCGUUUUCCCACAGCUGUGAGGACUUAUCGCCGCUUGAGUGUCGACUAUGCUGGACCCGUCCUCCAGCGAUGAUUCUGAGGGUGAACUACCACCUGAGGACGAGCCGCCCGUUAAAACUGGGAAACCCGUUAAAAAGAGUCCCAAACCCGAAAAGACGUCGGAUGCCCCGCGAGCCCAAACCAAGGAGCCGGUCCCCUCCUCCGCCGAGGCAGACAAAACGGAGCAGGAAAGGCUUCAGAAAGAGGAGACGGAGAGGAAAAUUAAACUACAAAUUUACGUGUUUGUGUUGAGGUGUAUCGCGUACCCGUUUAACGCCAAACAGCCCACAGAUAUGGCUCGCCGUCAGCAAAAGCUGAAUAAGCAGCAGUUACAGGUGGUGAAGGAACGAUUCCAGGCCUUCUUGAAAGGAGAGACGCAGAUUGUGGCUGAUGAAGCUUUCUGUAAUGCUGUGCGCAGUUACUAUGAGGGCUUCCUGAAAAGCGAGCGAGUUGCCCGUAUGGUGCAAAGCGGAGGCUGCUCUGCCAGUGACUUCCGUGACGUCUUCAAGAAGAAUAUUGAGCGUCGAGUUCGUAGCCUACCUGAGAUCGAUGGUUUGAGCAAAGAGACUGUACUCAGCUCUUGGAUCACAAAGUAUGACGCCAUCUACAAAGGAGAAGAGGACCAGCGGCGGCCGCAAGGACGCAUGCCCUUCACCGCUGUGUCCGAGCUCAUCCUCAGCAAGGAGCAGCUCUAUGAGAUGUUCCAGCAGAUACUGGGAAUCAAGAAGUUUGAACAUCAGCUACUUUACAAUGCCCUGCAGCUGGACAAUGUGGAUGAGCAAGCGGCACAGAUCCGCAGAGAGCUGGAUGGGAGACUGCAGCUGGCUGAGAAAAUAGCUAGAGAGAGAAAGUUCCCAAAGUUUAUAUCCAAAGACAUGGAGAUGAUGUAUGUGGAGGAGCUCAGGUCUUCAGUUAACCUUCUGAUGGCUAACCUGGAGAGCCAGCCUGUGGCCAAAGACUUCAAGCCCAAAAUCAAGCCCAAACUCACACCCAUGAACAGUUUCCUGGACAUCUGCGAUGAGAACGACUUGCCUCUUUCCAAAUCUGACGUAGUGCUCUCAUUUACUCUGGAGAUCGUAAUCAUAGAAGUGCAGGGGCUGAAAUCAGUUGCUCCUAACCGGAUUGUGUACUGCACUAUGGAGGUGGAGGGAGGAGAGAAGCUGCAGACGGAUCAGGCCGAGGCCUCCAGACCACAGUGGGGCACACAAGGAGACUUCACCACCACACACCCCCUGCCUGCGGUCAAAGUCAAACUCUUCACUGAAAGCACGGGAGUCCUGGCUCUGGAGGACAAAGAGCUGGGCAGGGUUGUUCUUCAUCCCACCACAAAUGGACCCAAAACAGCAGAGUUGCACAAGAUGGUGGUUCCUAAGAACAGCCAAGAUGUAGAUCUGAAAAUUAAACUGGCUGUCCGCAUGGACAAGCCUCCCAACAUGAAGCACAGUGGGUAUCUUUACGCCUUAGGCCAGAGAGUUUGGAAACGGUGGAAGAGGAGAUAUUUUGUACUUGUUCAGGUGAGUCAGUACACGUUUGCCAUGUGCAGUUACCGGGAGAAGAAGUCAGAGCCGCAUGAACUGAUGCAGCUGGACGGGUAUACGGUAGAUUUCUCCGAUCCGCAGCCAGGUCUUCAGGGAGGUCGAGCCUUCUUCAGUGCUGUCAGAGAAGGUGAUCUGGUGGUAUUCGCCAGCACUGACGAUCAGGACCGUGCUCUGUGGGUCCAGGCCAUGUACCGUGCCACAGGCCAGUCCUACAAACCAGUAGCACCUGCCCAGAACCAGCAGAACUGCAGAGGAGGGAACGCUCUAAAAGAUGCACCUGUCUCUUUGCUCAGUCUGGAGAAGACUCAGAGACAGGGAGUGGAGGAGCUCAUCUCUGCCGUGCCCUGCAACUUCAACCACGCCAGCUUGUUCUGCACCCUGCAGAAACAAACGCUCACACACCGCAUGAACGACUCCUUUUCCUGCCUGGGUUGGUUCAGCCCGGGCCAGGUGUUUGUUCUGGAUGAGUACUGUGCUCGAUAUGGGGUGAGGGGCUGUCAUCGUCAUCUGUGCUACCUAAGAGACCUGAUGGAUUUUUCAGAUAACAACGCUCUGGUGGACCCUACCCUCCUACACUACAGUUACGCCUUCUGUGCCUCGCAUGUCCAUGGAAACAGACCGGAUGGCAUGGGCACAGUUACAGAACAGGAGAAGGAAGAGUUUGAGGAGAUCAGGACCAGAUUGUUGACUUUACUGGAAAAGCAGAUCACUCAUUUCAGGUACUGUUUCCCCUUUGGGCGACCAGAGGGGGCCCUUAAAGCCACGCUCUCUCUUAUCGAAAGGGUCCUCAUGAAAGAUAUUACAACACCAGUCCCUCCUGAAGAGAUGCAGAAGAUUGUUAAGAAGUGCCUGGAAAAAGCUGCUCUCAUCAAUUACUCCCAGCUGACCGAAUACGCCCAGAUCGAAGAAAGCAGCCAGGCACCUGCAGAGAAGAAGUUGGAGGACAUGAUCAGACUAGGAGAGCUGUGUAUAGAGGUGUUACAACAGAAUGAUGAGCAUCACUCUGAGGCCUUCUCCUGGUGGCCAGAGGUGAUGGCCAAGCAUGCCGAGACCUUCCUGUUGCUCUACACUGUGGACAUGGACGCAGCACUGGCUGUCCAGCAGCAAGACUCCUGGGACAGUUUCCCUCUCUAUCAGCUGCUCAACAAUUUCCUGCGAACUGACCCUCACCUGUGCAAUGGAACCUUCCACAAGCAUCUGCAGGACCUAUACAUACCUCUGGUGGUGCGAUACAUCGACCUGAUGGAGUCGUCAAUAGCUCAGUCCAUCCACCGUGGCUUUGAGCAGGAGACCUGGCAGUCUGUGAAGACUAUAACCAACAAUCUUCCAAGCGUUCCUCUGCCCAGAGUUCCCAACCUGCCUCUUAACCUCCCGCAGAUGCCCAGCUUCUCAGCCCCUUCUUGGAUGGGGCCACUGUGUGACAGCACCGGACAAGGAAUUAAUUUGCCAGACAUUUUUAAUGGCUCGGCCACAUCCGAAGAUCUGUUUUGGAAGCUGGAUGCUCUUCAGAUGUUUGUAAUGGACCUGCACUGGCCAGAGCCAGAGUUUGCCCAACAUCUGGAGCAGAGGCUCAAACUCAUGGCCAGUGAUAUGAUGGAGGCCUGUGUUAAAAGGACCAAAGCUGCCUUUGACUCUAAGAUGCAGAAGUCAAGCAAAUCCACUGAUUUCCGCAUCCCCUUGUCAGUGUGCACAAUGUUUAAUGUUCUCAUGGACGCCAAGAAACAGUGCUCCAAGCUUUGUGUUCUUGACCAAGGUCAGGAGGUUGACCAGCAGUGGCAACAGUACCACACAAAAAUUGAUGUCCUGAUCGAUGAGGCCUUUAAGGAAAUGAUCUCCUCCUUGGUCUCAAAGUUUGCAGCUGUUUUGGACGGGGUGUUGUCCAAACUCUCACGAUAUGACGAGGGAACAUUCUUUUCCUCCAUCCUCUCUUUCACAGUAAAGGCAGCAGCCAAAUAUGUGGAUGUCCCUAAACCUGGUACGGAUCUAGCAGAUACCUACAUCACCUUCGUAAGGCAAAACCAGGAUAUUCUGCGAGACCGUGUAAGCGAAGAAAUGUACUCCGAGAAAAUCUUUGACCAAUGGUACAACUCUUUCAUGAAGGCAGUUUGUGUCUGGCUGACAGACAGGCUCGACCAGCAGCUGCAUGUUUACCAACUCAAAACUCUCAUCAAGAUUGUCAAGAAGUCAUACCGUGACUUUCGGCUACAAGGCGUGCUGGACGGCACUUUGAACAACAAGAGCUACGAGACUGUUUACAACCGCCUCACUAUCGAGGAAGCCACUGCGGCCGUGUCUGCCACCGACGGCCUCCAGGGCAUCACCAUGCGGGACAGCGAUGAAGAGGAGGGUUAAUGUCCCACCUAUACGGGUUGUCAUUAUCUCAAAGGCGAUACGAAAAGGCCAAAUUCCAGCUCUCCUGAUUGGAGCUUACGCUUUAUGCUCCCCAGCCAGUGCUACGGUGCCCUUUUGUCUAAGCUGCGGUAUACCGAUGUCACUAUGCUUUUAAAAAACUCUCAUUGGCCACUUACAGACAGCUCCAGUGUCCGUGUCUCUGUCAUUCUGUAAUUGAUGUGUGGUGAUAUGGUGGCCCGUCACGUAACGAGGCAGGUUCGAACCGUGAUUGUCUAAUGUGAUAGCAGGAAGAAGGCACAUUAAGGACUAACCAAUUAUAUGGGUUUGUAAGUGUAGCAUAGAAAUGGUGUAAAAGCUAGAAAUACAGACUGAGAGGGAAGUAGUGUUCGCUUGUGUGCUGUUUUUUUUUUUUUUUUUUUUUUUUUUUGCAUCAGCUUGGGAUCCUCAGUCCAAAGCCCCAAAUAUGAUGGAUGAAAUGCUAGUUGUUCACAGUUUAUUCAAUGAAAUUGUGCCACUAUUUCAAUCAAUAGCUAUGAGUUCAAGUUCAGAUUCUUCUGUAGAAGUAACAGUCUGGUGUAUCUAGUAUGUUUUCAGUGUCCAACUAUGUUGCAGAUGAAAGAUGUCAUUGAAUUAAAAAAAAAAAAUUGUAUAUUUCUAUUGUCUUUGUGCACCUGAGUUUGCCCAGGUGUCUUUUAAGUGUUAGAAUUAAAGUGUUUUA